GGUGUGGCAAUACUAAGCCAAAACGAAAGUUGUGAAAUUUGAAGAUUUAAAAGAAAAAUACAAAUUUCCUCAUAAUAAACUGCAAAAAAAGAAUCAGAAAUAGUUACAUUUAUAACUUUCCUUUGAUUUAAUUGUAAAAUCAGUCUUGAUUUUUUUAAAGAGGCAUUGAUUUUUAAUAUUAGACACUUUAAUUCAGUGCGUUAUGAUCAAUGAGUAUUAAUUCUCUCCCAAGAUCUUAGAAUUCUGACACCCGUGAACGAAACAAUGGUUACCAAUGGUGAAGCAAGUAGCAUAUUUAAAGAUUUUUGGGCCUGGCGUUUGAAAGAUAGUCCAGAAUUUGCUACUCUCAUUGGUGUACAUUUACAUGAUGGAUGUUUGCAGGAAUAUAGCUUAGACUCGUUUGCAAAAAGAAAGAAAAAGUGUAAAAUGUUUUUAGAGGAAGCUAUCCAGUAUGCUUCACAUGUUAAAGAAGAUAAUGAAUUAAAAGAAAAUCUACAACUGUUUAUUGAUGAAUUAUCUAAUUAUAUAAAAGGACUGGAUGCGAAAGGAUAUGUGUUUCCAAUUAAUUAUCUCGAAGGAGUGCAGUUAGAAUUUGUGAGACUAAUUGAAUUAAUGAAAUUUGAAAAUGAGCGUGAUUAUCGUAACCUUUUUGCCAGGUAUGGAGGACUAGCAGGACAGUUUUUGGAUAUGAUACAGGUAAUGCAAGAAGGAAUGAGAACUGGGAUGACUUACCAUCCUGUGUCAAUGGAAGGUGUAAUUGACCAAAUGAAACGUCUUCAAGAAGAUGCACCUGAAAACAGUAUUUUUUAUAAGCCGUUAUUGUCAAUGCCUGAUACCAUAUCUGAACAACGGAAAGAUGAAUUAAGAAAAGAGGCAUUGCCUUUGAUUCAACAUGGAGUUCAAGGAAUGUUUGGAGAAUUACAAUUUUUCCUGGAAUAUGAAUAUUUCAGCUGUUUGCGGCCAAAUGUUGGAAUAUCAUCGAUUCCAAAUGGAAAAGAAUAUUACCAGAUGUGUCUUGAGUUUCAUCUUGGUUUUCAUAUGACACCAGAAGAAGUUCAUGAAAUGGGCUUGAGAGAAGUUGCCAGAAUUUCAGCUGAUAUAGAAAGGGUGAUUGAAUCUAUGGAAUUGUGUAUGCCUGUGAAAGAAUUCUAUGAACAUAUGAGGCAAGAUGAAAGCUUCUAUUUUAAUGAUGCUGCUGAACUUGUAGAUGCUUAUCAUGGGAUAGUUUUCAAUCAGAUAAAACCAAAAUUGGAUAAAAUAAUCAAGACUAUGCCCCAGUGCGAACUUGUCAUUAAGCCAACACCUCCGUCAAUGGCUAGUGGUCCUGCUGCAUAUUAUUUAGCAGGAACAUUGGAUGGUAGCCAACCAGGAGUUUUUUAUGUUAAUGUCAGAGAUGUUAAAGCCACACCAAAAUACGAAAUGAUGACUUUAGCAUUACAUGAAGCUUUGCCAGGACACCAUUUACAGGCAUCUUAUAUGAUGGAACAAAGAGGUCUGCCUGAUUUUCGACGUUAUAUCGAGGAUAGAAAAUAUGGAGAAGCUCCAUCCCGUUUCCCUCUUCAUUCUGCAUAUGUUGAGGGUUGGGGUCUGUAUUGUGAAUAUUUAGGUUAUGAAUUAGGAUUGUAUGAAGAUUCAUAUUUUCAUUUUGGUCACCUGUCACAUGAAAUGCUGCGUGCUUGUCGCCUUGUUGUGGAUACUGGCUUGCAUGCUUUAAACAUCUAAAUUAACUACAGCUGCCAUGCCUUGCUCACUGAAAAGCUCACCAGUGAAUUAAAUCUUUUUAAAAUAGAAAUCCCGUAUUGGACGU
Molecule: messenger RNA, 1807 nt
Organism: Stegodyphus dumicola
Lineage: Eukaryota; Metazoa; Arthropoda; Arachnida; Araneae; Eresidae
Source: RefSeq, a predicted model, not a curated record